Nicotiana attenuata is the source of this 3755-nucleotide messenger RNA. RefSeq names its product protein argonaute 1-like. NCBI's taxonomy places the organism in Eukaryota, Viridiplantae, Streptophyta, Magnoliopsida, Solanales, Solanaceae. The transcript is spliced from 22 exons. Gene Ontology annotation, cellular component: cytoplasm. The record is from RefSeq and is a predicted model, not a curated record. Gene Ontology annotation, molecular function: protein binding; RNA binding. Gene Ontology annotation, biological process: regulatory ncRNA-mediated post-transcriptional gene silencing. Bases 174 to 3536 code for a protein of 1120 amino acids.
UUCAUCGAUUUUCUCUCUCUACAAAUCACAGUCCCCUCCCUCACUUUCUCACUCUCUCUCUCUCUCUCUCCCUCUCUCCCCAGUCCUUUAGUGCCGUUUUUUCCCCUCUGCUCCCAUCUUUUGGAGUGUGUGGUAAUCGGCUUUUACAGCGGCGGCGGUUUUGAGUUGACACGAUGGUGCGGAAGAGGAGAACUGAGUUACCUGGUUCUGGUGAGAGCUCUGGGUCUCAAGAAACUGGAGGACAGGGUCGUGCCCAGCAUCCACAGCAGCUGCAGCAACAACAAGGCGGCUACCAAGGUGCUCAAGAAACUGGAGCACAGGGUCGCGGCCAGCGUCCACAGCAGCAACAGCAACAAGUCGGUUACCAAGGUGCUCAAGAAACUGGAGCACAGGGUCGCGGCCAGCGUCCACAGCAGCAACAAGGCGGCUACCAAGGUGGAGGAAGAGGCUGGAGGCCGCAGCAGGGAGGAUAUGGUGGCCGUGGUGCUGGUGGACCUCCACGUGGUGGAAUGGCCCCUCAACAGUCAUAUGGCGGAAUGGCCCCUCAACAGUCAUAUGGUGGACAACCUGAAUACUAUCAGCAGGGCAGGGGGACUCAGCAGCAUCAACGAGGCGGAGGACCACCCCAGCAACAUGGCAUAGGUGGCCGUGGGGCACCUUCUGGUGGGCCUUCUAGGCCACCAGCACCCGAGCUGCACCAAGCUACCUCCCAGACUCCAUAUCAAGCUGCAAUGACUACUCAGCCUAUACCUUAUGUAAGACCAACUGAAACAUCCUCGGAAGCUGGUUCCUCAUCUCAGCCACCUGAGCAGGCAGCUCUACAAGUGACACAACAGUUCCAGCAACUUGCUUUGCAGCAAGAAGCGGCUCCAACGCAAGCAGUUCCACCUGCAUCAAGCAAAUCACUAAGGUUUCCCCUGCGUCCAGGGAAGGGGAGCAAUGGUAUGAGAUGCAUAGUCAAAGCCAAUCACUUCUUCGCAGAGCUGCCUGACAAAGACUUGCACCAGUAUGAUGUCACAAUUUCUCCAGAGGUGUCGUCACGUGGCGUCAACCGUGCUGUCAUGGCGCAGCUGGUGAAGCUGUACAAAGAAUCUCAUCUUGGGAAGAGACUUCCAGCUUAUGAUGGACGGAAAAGUCUAUACACUGCAGGACCCCUUCCAUUUGUUCAAAAAGACUUCAAAAUAACUCUUAUUGAUGAUGAGGAUGGGCCUGGUGGCGCUAGAAGGGAAAGGGAAUUUAAAGUCGUGAUCAAAUUGGCUGCCCGUGCUGAUCUUCAUCACUUGGGAAUGUUUUUAGAAGGGAAGCAGGCUGAUGCACCUCAAGAGGCGCUUCAAGUUCUGGAUAUUGUUCUGCGUGAGUUGCCAACAUCUAGGUUUUGUCCUGUGGGCCGUUCUUUCUAUUCCCCUGAUUUAGGGCGAAGGCAACCAUUGGGUGAAGGUUUAGAGAGUUGGCGUGGGUUCUAUCAAAGCAUUCGCCCGACACAAAUGGGCUUAUCACUGAACAUCGAUAUGUCUUCCACUGCAUUCAUUGAGCCACUGCCAGUCAUUGAUUUUGUGACACAGCUUCUGAACCGAGACGUGUCAUCUAGACCACUGUCUGAUGCUGACCGUGUAAAGAUCAAAAAAGCUCUGAGAGGUGUGAAGGUGGAGGUUACUCAUCGUGGAAAUAUGCGGAGGAAGUACCGCAUUUCGGGUUUAACAUCUCAAGCAACAAGAGAGUUGACCUUCCCUGUUGAUGAAAAUGGUACAGUGAAAUCUGUAAUUGAAUAUUUUCGAGAAACAUAUGGGUUUGUAAUUCAGCAUACCCAGUGGCCUUGCCUACAAGUUGGAAAUCAGCAGAGACCUAAUUACUUGCCAAUGGAAGUCUGCAAGAUUGUGGAGGGACAAAGGUACUCAAAGCGCUUGAAUGAGAGACAGAUCACUGCACUUCUGAAAGUGACCUGCCAGCGUCCCCAAGAGAGGGAGCGCGAUAUUCUUGAGACCGUACAUCAUAACGCCUAUGCUAAUGACCCAUAUGCCAAGGAGUUUGGUAUUAAGAUUAGUGACAAGUUGGCACAAGUUGAGGCUCGUAUUUUGCCUCCACCUCGGCUUAAAUAUCAUGAUAAUGGUCGAGAAAAGGACUGCCUGCCACAAGUUGGCCAAUGGAAUAUGAUGAACAAGAAAAUGGUAAAUGGAGGGACGGUGAACAAUUGGAUCUGCAUAAACUUUUCUCGCAAUGUGCAAGACAGUGUUGCUCAUGGGUUUUGCUCUGAGCUUGCACAAAUGUGCCAGAUAUCUGGCAUGAAUUUCAAUCCAAAUCCUGUUCUGCCACCUUCGAGUGCACGCCCUGAUCAGGUCGAAAGAGUCUUGAAAACUCGAUUUCAUGAUGCUAUGACUAAGUUGCAGCCGCAUGGGAGAGAGCUUGAUUUGCUAGUUGUCAUCUUGCCAGACAAUAAUGGAUCUCUUUAUGGUGAUCUGAAGCGUAUAUGUGAGACUGAACUAGGAGUUGUCUCACAGUGCUGUUUGACAAAACAUGUAUUUAAGAUGAGCAAACAGUAUCUAGCCAAUGUAGCGCUGAAAAUCAAUGUGAAGGUGGGAGGGAGAAACACUGUGCUUGUUGAUGCAAUAUCGAGGCGAAUUCCUCUUGUCAGCGACCGGCCUACCAUCAUUUUUGGUGCAGAUGUCACCCACCCUCACCCCGGGGAGGACUCUAGCCCAUCCAUUGCCGCGGUGGUUGCUUCUCAAGAUUGGCCUGAGAUUACAAAGUAUGCUGGUCUAGUGUCUGCUCAGGCCCAUAGGCAAGAGCUUAUUCAGGAUCUGUACACGACUAGGCAAGAUCCUGUUAAGGGGACAGUUGCUGGUGGAAUGAUUAAGGACUUACUUAUAUCCUUCCGACGAGCUACUGGACAAAAGCCCCAGAGAAUCAUUUUCUACAGGGAUGGUGUCAGUGAAGGACAAUUUUAUCAAGUGCUUCUUUUCGAACUUGAUGCGAUCCGCAAAGCAUGUGCGUCUUUGGAGCCAAAUUAUCAGCCCCCAGUUACAUUUGUUGUGGUUCAGAAACGACAUCACACAAGGCUUUUUGCCAAUAACCACCGUGACAGAAAUGCAGUCGACAGGAGCGGGAACAUUAUACCCGGUACUGUUGUAGAUUCAAAGAUAUGCCACCCGACAGAGUUUGAUUUCUAUCUUUGUAGCCAUGCUGGCAUACAGGGUACGAGCCGUCCAGCUCACUACCAUGUUCUAUGGGACGAGAACAAAUUCACAGCCGAUGCGCUGCAGUCGUUGACCAACAACCUCUGCUAUACAUAUGCAAGGUGCACACGUUCCGUCUCCAUCGUUCCCCCUGCAUAUUAUGCACAUUUGGCAGCUUUCCGUGCUCGGUUUUAUAUGGAGCCUGAGACAUCUGACGGUGGUUCAGUAACAAGUGGGGCUGCUGGUGGCAGAGGGGGUGGUGCAGGAGCUGCUGGAAGGAACACCCGAGCCCCAGGUGCUGGUGCUGCUGUUAGACCUCUUCCUGCGCUCAAGGAUAAUGUGAAGAGGGUUAUGUUCUACUGCUAGUCUUAACAAACAAGCUAUAGUUUGGACUUUAGCUGACAAUGCAUCCUUUGGAGCCAUCGACUCUGUUAAUUGUGGCUUUAUCAUGCCUGUUUGGUUUUUGCGUUUUCCUAUAAAUCAUAGUUGUAACUGCUUGGCUUCUCCUAAUAUUUGUUACUAUUAAUGCCGGAAAACUAGUGUUUGUGAUGACUUGGUUUUAAGCAGCGCUCUCCUUUCUAGAUU